ACAAAUAUCCAAAAACACUCCUAAGCUAGACUAACCUACUUCAAUACAGCUAACCAAAAAUACAGUGAGUGUUCCGCCCAAUUCUAACCAGUGUAUUCAGACAUAUUUUACCUACGGGUAGUGUACGCCUUUUCCCACCAACAAACAAACAGUCACACACCAUAACAAUACUCACAUGUGGGGACAAAGUGACAUGUAGACAUAAACCAAACAAUUGCUCAACAGCGAGAUUGCAUGACAGAGAGAUGGCACUCCAGAGAAAACAACUGAAUGGGUUUUUAAACCAAGGGAAAGGGGAUGUGAUUGGGUAAUGGAAACAGGAGGAGGUGUGUCUUCUGAUUAGCAACUGAUUGAUGACUGAUUGGGGAAGGAUGAUUGCCACCUGUAAAGAGGGGAGAAGGAGAGAAAAGAAAUACACACACAGAAUACUUGUAUCCGUAACAGGGGGCAAUCCAAAUCUCACUUAGGACCCCCAAAAGGCUAGAGCCGGCCCUGGGUUAUGUGAAACUCAUUUGGAAGCAUCACGGGAAAUAGCGUUAUGUUCAAAUUGAUCAUGAAUAAGAAAGAAAUUUCAAGGAGAGUUUCAGCCACAACAAAAUACUGCAAAAUAGUGUGGUCAAACUCAUGGAAUGGAAAGGAGAAGUGAUUGUUCUUGCAGAGGUGUUAUUUUUUCCCCUCCGCUAUGAUCACUGAUUGCUGCAUGACUUGUUCAGUAGAGUAAUCUUAGGCAGGCAGCCAAUGCCAGUGAAUUCAUUCACAACGCAGACAUUGAGCUGGAUAGUAGCUAGACGCAGAAGGUGGCCUCUCAGGUCAAUUGCCUGAUUAAUAUAUGGAUACAUUUAACAAGUUCACGGCUCCUGCAACUGUAAAACUUCGCCAGCUUCAGAAGAUGGUCCAGGAUAUCAAGAAGAAUGAUGACAGUAUCCUUAACAGGCUGAGAAGAUUUAAAAACAAAUCCGCUCCAAAAGUACCUGUAAGAGACUAUCAAGGUGAUGACUUGGAUGGUGAACAGUGGUCUGAAAAUGAGUUUGAUAGUGACACUUAUGAGGAACCUCAAGGGGAGCAGGAUAAUAGCUAUGAGCCUCCUCCCAGUCAGAGUGUCUUCACCACCACCACCUCAUCUGCCUGCUUACCCAGGGGGGACUACGUAGACAGCUGCCGUGACAGGCCAACCCACCCACCCAGGAAGCCCAUCUGCCUACCAAAACUCACCAGACCAUCACCAUCACUUCCCCCCAAACCCAACCAGCAGGACGACAAUGAGGAAGACUACGUCAUCCCAAAAAGUGAUGAUGAAGACAACUAUAUAGACCCCACAGAGGGACCUCCUGCUAACCGUCCAAUGCACGGAAGAGGCAAACCAGUAGAGAGCAGUCCUUCCAUGUCUAAGACUGUGCCAGAGCGCUCAAAUAGCCCAGAUGUGUAUGAAGUUCCUGACAUUGAGGAAAACUCUCCUCCCCCAGUGAGCAGACCUUCCGCACUCAAAGUCCCUGCACAGGGUUUUCCCCCUAGAGCCAGCCCAAGAAUGCACCUAAAGACAUGUCCAUCCAACCCAGUCCAGGAGCCCAUAGAUGAUGAAUAUGAAGUGUGCGAUCCAGAUGAAAGUGGCAGUACAAAGGCUGCUGAGAAGGCCCUGCCUGUGCUUCCCAAACCAAUGCCCAGAGAGACGAAGCCAUUGAAGCCACCUUUAAGGCCGAGGCAAGAUAUUGCAUCCAGGGAAAAUGAAGGCCCAGCACUGGCCAUGAGGCACAGUACCCAGAAACCCACGACCACACCCCAGCCCUCUGAAUACAAACGUGCCAAGAUUCCUCUGCCACAGAUGUUUACCUCUCCUAAACCUGACAGAGGAACCGUACCCACAGCUGAAAAAAAGUUGACGGAUGCUGAAGAGGCGGCAGAUGUCUUGAAGAAACCCUGGUAUGCCAGCACCUGUGACCGUAAGACAGCUGAGGAUACUUUGGUUCGCUCAAAUAAGGAUGGGGCAUUUCUAAUAAGGAAGAGCUCUGGUCAAGACAGACAGCAGCCAUACACUUUAGUGGUGUAUUAUAACAGUAGAGUCUACAACAUCCCAGUACGCUACAUCCAAGCAUCGCAGCAGUACACUCUUGGAAGGGAGAAGAAAGGAGAGGAGCGUUUCACCAGUGUUUCCCACAUCAUUGAGAACCAUCAGAGGAACCCCCUGGUACUGAUUGACAGCCAGAGGAACACCAAGGACUUCACCAAAUUGUGCUAUGCUGUGAAGCCUUAGGCCUCACUAGACCCUCACUAGUACUAUGGACCAUCCCAAAUCAGGCAAUUUGAUGCUGCACUCAAGUCUGAUCUUACAGAGCAUCUGUUCAGGGUUUGUGAACAACAGUUUAGUCACAUUCACCAGCCAUGGCUAUCCAAGCAAGACCAGCAUGAAAUGUACAUAAUGUACUGUGUUAGCUCAGUCAAAUUGUUCAUGUGUGGGAAUAUUCAAACUUGUGUUGAACAUUUUGCAUUCUAUGGGGUCUUUUCCAACAAGCAUUAUCCCUUGGACAGUGCCAUUAUGUAUUCUUACAGAAUAACAGAUUAUAGAAAUGUUAUGAAUAGAAUGUAACGUAGUAUACAUACACUGAACAAAAAUAUAAAGGCAACAUGCAACAAUUUUUAAAUGUUACACAGUUACAGUUCAUAUAAGGAAAUCUGUCAAUUGAAAUAAAUGUAUUAGGCAGUAA
Oncorhynchus masou masou (cherry salmon) is the source of this 2699-nucleotide messenger RNA. RefSeq names its product B cell linker (gene blnk). Gene Ontology annotation, biological process: intracellular signal transduction; cell surface receptor protein tyrosine kinase signaling pathway. The transcript has 22 exons. Bases 830 to 2248 code for a protein of 472 amino acids. The record is from RefSeq and is a predicted model, not a curated record. NCBI's taxonomy places the organism in Eukaryota, Metazoa, Chordata, Actinopteri, Salmoniformes, Salmonidae.